Molecule: messenger RNA, 5799 nt
Organism: Seriola aureovittata
Lineage: Eukaryota; Metazoa; Chordata; Actinopteri; Carangiformes; Carangidae
Gene: dock5
Product: dedicator of cytokinesis 5
Exons: 51
Coding region: 117-5732 (1871 amino acids)
Biological process (GO): cell migration; small GTPase-mediated signal transduction
Cellular component (GO): cytoplasm; plasma membrane
Molecular function (GO): guanyl-nucleotide exchange factor activity; small GTPase binding
Source: RefSeq, a predicted model, not a curated record
AAGUCAUGAUGGCGGAACUCUAGACUUCGGUAUGAGCAGGAGUGCACCGCCCGUCCUCGUUUAGCAACUGUAUAUAGUUAUUUAUUUAUUCAGCCAACUUUACAUCUUUCCACGCAAUGACCCGUUGGAUUCCCACCAAAAAAGAGAAAUACGGAGUCGCAAUCUACAAUUAUGAUCCCAGUGGUGAGCAGGAGCUGUGUCUACAGGUGGGGGACACGGUGCACAUACUUGAGAAAUUGGAAGGCUGGUACAGGGGCUACACGCUACGAAAGAAAUCACACAAGGGCAUUUUCCCAUCUUCCUACAUCCACUUAAAGGAGGCUACAGUUGAAGGAAUAGGCCAGCAGGAAAUAAUUAUUCCAGCAGAUUUACCCCUGGUGCAGGAGCUCGGGGCAACUCUGAGGGAAUGGGCACAGAUAUGGCACAAGCUCUUCGUGGUGAACAAGACCACCCUGUUCAGGAGUGUUCAGCAGAUGGCCUACAGCCUCAUCGAAUAUCGAUCUCAGAUAGUGUCAGGAACGCUGCCCAAGGAUGACCUUGUCGAGCUGAAAAAGAAAGUCACAGCAAAGAUUGAUUAUGGAAACCGGAUUCUGGGGUUGGACCUGGUGGUGCGAGAUGAAGCAGGAAACACUCUGGAUCCUGACUGGACCAGUACGGUCAGUCUGUUCCGGGCGCACGAGACCGCAUCCCGCAGUGUCGAUGACAGGAUACAAGAAGAGAAGACACGGCUACAGAACCUGGAAAUGAGGCGUCAGACUCUGUUCAGCACAGUGCACACCUACAGUCUACUCAUGAACCUGAAGAACUUUGUAUGCAACAUUGGAGAAGAUGCUGAGCUGCUCAUGUCUCUGUAUGACCCUGAUCAGUCUGAAUUCAUCAGUGAGAACUUCCUGGUGCGCUGGGACAGUAUGGGGAUGCCUAAAGAAAUUGAAAAACUCAACAACCUGCCAGCACUAUUCACGGACCUGAGCAGCAGUGACUUAAUGAGGCAACGGCUCUUCCUGGUGUGUCAGAUCAUCAGAGUGGGCAGCAUGGAGCUCAAAGAGGGCAAGAAACACACCGGCGGACUGAGGAGGCCGUUUGGUGUGGCUGUGAUGGACAUUACAGAUACUGCCCAUGGCAAAACAGACGAUGAGGACAAGCAGCAUUUCAUCCCCUUUCAGCAGAUAGCUAUGGAAACCUACAUCCGUCAGAGGCAGCUCAUCAUGUCUCCGCUCAUGCCAUCUCGAGUCAUCGGGGAGAAUGAGCCGCUCACUGCUGUCUUCAACAAAGUCAUUGCCACGCGGGAGGUCAAUCACAAAGGCCAGGGGCUGUUUGUGACCCUGAAGCUCCUCCCAGGGGAUCUUGCCCAAGUCAGGAAGGACUACCCCCACUUUGUGGAUCGCAGCACGGCUAUCGUCAGGAAAAUGGGCUUCCCGGAAAUCAUCCUCCCAGGAAACGUGAGGAAUGAUAUUUACAUAACCUUGCUGCAGGGAGAGUUUGACCGUGGUAAAAAGAAGACCCCCAAAAAUGUCGAGGUCAUACUGACUGUGCACGAUGAUGAGGGCAAUCCCAUGGAGAAAGCCAUAUUUCCUGGGGCUGGUUAUGAUGGCAUCACAGAGUACAAGUCUGUCAUCUACUACCAGGUGAAGCAGCCUUGCUGGAAUGAAACAGUGAAGGUGACAAUUCCCAUUGAAGACGUGUGCCGCUCUCACCUCAGGGUGAUGUUUCGACACAGAUCCUCCCAGGACUCUCGGGAUAAAUCGGAGAAGCCCUUUGGUAUGGCCUUCGUGCGGCUCAUGAGAGGAGAUGGGACCACACUAAAAGAUGGCAGGCACGAACUUAUUGUCUAUAAGGUUGACAUGAAAAAGGCUGAGGAUGCAAAGGUUUAUCUCACCUUGCCAGCGACCUGGGAUGAAGUGGAGGAGAAGGAAAAGCAAACGGGAAAGCAGUUCCACCACUCAGGACUGAUUCCUGUGACUAAAGACAGCUUUCAGAUUGCGACGCUCACCUGCUCCACUAAACUCACUCAAAACGUGGAUCUACUUGGCCUGUUAAACUGGAGGUCUAACCCUGAAGAUCUGGACCAGAUUCUGCAGAGACUGAUGGAGGUCGAGGGAGGGGAGAUUGUGAAAUUUCUCCAGGACACUCUUGAUGCCCUGUUCAACAUCAUGAUGGACACCUCAGAGAAGGACACAUAUGAUACCCUGGUCUUCAAUGCCUUGGUAUUUAUAAUCACACUCAUUGGUGACAUAAAGUUCCAGCACUUCAACCCAGUACUGGAAACAUACAUCAACAAGCACUUCAGUGCCACUCUGGCUUACAUGAAGCUAACCGGGGUGCUUAACUACUAUGUGGGCCAUGCCGAGGAGCCCAUCCUGACAGAGAGGCUCUACGUAGCACUCAAAGCUCUGAAGUACCUGUUCAGGUUCAUUGUGCAGUCCCGGGUCCUGUAUCUUAGAUUCUAUGGCAACAGUGAAGAUGGGGACGCGUUCUUCAACUCCAUUCGCACCCUUUUCUUGUCUUUCAACACUCUCAUGGACAGACCACUUGAUGAGGGAGUGAAGAUAAAGGGGGCAAUAUUGAAAUACCUCCCCAGCAUCAUUAAUGACAUCCAGACUGUGUUUGAUCCCGUGGAGCUCAGCAUCCUCCUCGCGAAGUUCAUUGAGAGCAUUCCUGACUCUCAGCUCGUGCGUCAGAAGCUGGGCUGCAUGUGUAAAAUGGUGGAGAGUGACCUUUUCAGGCAGCCAGAUUGUCGAGAUGUGCUUCUGCCACUUGUUACUGACCAGCUGAGUGGGCAGCUGGAUGACCAUUCGAGUAAGCCUGACCACGAGGCCUGCGUCCAGCUGCUCAGCACAGUGCUGGACAAUUUGGACCGCAAGGAUGUGGGUCCAACCAGAGGGCACGUUCAGCUGAUAAUGGAGCGGCUUCUUCGCAGGGUCAAUCGCACUGUCAUCAGCAUGGACAGAUCCUCGUCUCUCAUCGGCCACUAUCUUGCCUGCAUGACGGCCAUCCUGAAGCAAAUGGAUGACAUGCAUUACGCCCACUACAUCAGCACCUUCAAGACAAGACAGGAUAUCAUUGACUUCCUCAUGGAGACAUUCAUCAUGUUUAAAGACCUGAUGGGAAACAUCUUCCCCGCUGACUGGAUGAACAUGAACCUGGUGCAGAUGCAGGUCUUCCUGAGGGCCAUCAACCAGUACUCGGACGUCCUCAACAUGUAUUUUCUGGACCAGGCGCAUUUUGAACUACAGCUGUGGAAUAACUACUUUCAUUUGACCGUGGCGUUCCUCACCCACAAGACACUGCAGCUGGAAUCCUUCUCGCAAGAGAAACGGAAUAAGAUACUGAACAAAUAUGGAGACAUGAGGAAGACUAUUGGAUUUAAGAUCAGAGAUAUGUGGUACAAUCUUGGCCCCCACAAAAUGAAGUUCAUCCCAGCAAUGGUCGGGCCCAUGCUGGAGGUCACAUUGGUGCCUCAGCCCGAGCUGAGGAAAGCUACCAUCCCCAUCUUCUUUGAUAUGAUGCAGUGUGAGCACAACUUCAGCCCCGGACGAACAUUUGAAACGUUUGAAAAUGAACUGAUAACAAAAUUGGAUCAAGAGGUAGAAGGAGGCCGAGGGGAUGAGCAGUACAAAGUCCUGCUGGAGAAAACGUUACUGGAGCACUGCAGACGCCACAGAUACCUGUCACAGUCAGGAGAGGAGCUGGCUCUGCUCCUGAGCAGCCUGCUGGAGAAUCUCCUGGCAUACCGCACCAUCACACACGAUGAAAGUCCAGAGCACCGCAUGAGCUGCACCGUCAACGUGCUGAAUUUCUACAAAGAAAAGAAGAGGGAGGACAUUUACAUCCGGUACUUGUACAAGUUGAGAGAUCUGCACUUGGACUGUGAGAACUACACAGAGGCGGCCUACACUCUGCUACUACAUGCUGAAUUACUGGAGUGGUCUGACAAAACCUGCGCUCCUCACCUGAUACCGCGAGAUGGGCAACAUGUGUGGACCCAGCAGGAGCUGAAAGAGAGGCUCUUCCAGGAGAUCAUAUGUUACUUGGACAAGGGCAAAAUGUGGGAGAAGGCCAUUGAGCUGGGAAAGCAGCUGGCCAAGAUGCAUGAGAGCCACAUGUUUGACUUCAUGGAGCUCAGCCAGCUGUUGAAAAAACAAGCCCAGUUCUAUGAAAAUAUCAUGCAUGCGAUGCGGCCACAGCCAGAGUACUUCGCUGUAGGAUAUUAUGGCCUUGGAUUCCCUUCUUUCCUCAGGAACAAGAUGUUCAUCUACAGAGGCAAAGAGUAUGAGUGGCUUGAAGACUUCAGCUUAAAGCUGCUCUCCCAGUUCCCCAACGCAGUCCGGAUGACCAGCACAGCUGCUCCUGGAGACGACAUCAGCAGCUCCCCGGGACAGCACAUCCAGUGCUUUACUGUCAAGCCUGUUCUCACUGUGCCACGCCAGUUUAAAGACAAGGGGGUUCCAGAGCAGAUAUUAAACUAUUACAGGACCAAUGAAAUGGACCAGUUCCAGUACUCCAGGCCCUUCAGGAAAGGUGAAAAGGAUCCAGACAAUGAAUUUGCAACCAUGUGGAUAGAGAGAACAACUUAUAUUACCGCCUAUCGCUUCCCUGGGAUUCUGAAAUGGUUUGAAGUCAAAUCUGUCUCAGUGGAGGAGAUCAGUCCUCUGGAGAACGCCGUAGAAACAAUGGAGAUGGCCAAUGAAAAGCUGAGUAACCUUGUGCAGCAUCAAGCCUGUGAUCGCUCGCUGUCCAUCAACCCGCUGUCCAUGAUGCUCAGCGGCAUCGUCGACCCAGCUGUCAUGGGCGGCUUCUCCAACUAUGAGAAGGCAUUCUUUACAGACACCUACAUCCAACAGCACCCACAGGACCACGAGCGCAUCGAGGUCCUCAAACACCUCAUUGCUCUGCAGAUCCCUCUCUUGGCAGAUGGUAUUCGCAUCCACGGGGAGAAGACGACGGAGCAGCUGAAGCCCUUACACAACCGUCUGGUUACUUGUUUCCAAGACCUUCGGGAAAAAGUGGAGAAGCAUUAUGGCGUCAUAACCUUGCCCUGCUCUCUCACUGAGAAGAAGAAGAGUCGCGUGGGCUCCGUGGUGAUGCCCUACAUCCUGUCCUCCACCCUGCGCCGCAUGUCCACUGUCUCAACCCUCUCCAACGCCUCCUCAGGCCUCUCCAGCGGCUACGCAUCCUCGGAUGGGCCCUCCUGCAUUUCCUCCCAAGAUUCCUUGUCGUCCCGUCCCAGCGAUCGCAGGGCCUCUGUUCUGUCCCGCUCAGAGGAGGACAACAGGAUUGCUAGAAAGAACAGGAAGGACUGGAGCGUGAGCAAAUCCCAGGUCUUACUGGAGAGGCAGUCAGACACAGAUGAGACACCUCCAGAGAAGCAGCAGAGGCCCAAGAGUUUACAGUUAGGAGACCGACGACUUACCCUCACCCUGUUCCAGGGUGUUUCAUCCCAGCUCAGCCUGUCCAACCCUCUCAGCCCGCUGCCUGCCUCUCCGCACACACCGCACACACCACGCAGCUCCAGUUACUCAUCGCUUCUCAGUGACAAUGAUGCCAAUACAUUUGACACCCCAGGGACCCCACCACCCAUGCCUCCGAAGAAACACCCGCACGAGAUUGACAACCUCAGGAUCUCUUCAGAGUUCACUCCUCCGCUGCCGAUGAAGAUUGAGAGCAAGCCUCCUCCACCGCCUCCGAAAACACGGAAGUCGAUGUUCCCCUCGUACGAGCACACCCCCCAGUAAGGCUACACCUACGCGCAGGCCUUAAAGAUUUUCACUAAUUCUCUGAUUUGGCUGCGAUGAAAAGUGC